UCUUCGAAAAGACGUCAUUUGCGUCCAGUAUAUAGAUACAUUUAAACAAAAACAUCUGGAUAGCUUGCGUGUGAUUAUUCUGACUUCGAACAAGGAAGAAGAAAAGGAAACUAUAUCUUUGUAUCAUGCUGGGCUAUGAUGCAGAUGUCCGUGGUUUUAAAGGGGAGUUCUUGAACGUUGUUGAGUUUUCAAGGCUCUCGACACCACCCGACGUGGUUAUAUCUGAAAUGGACAUUGAAUUCGUAGGCCCCGCCUCUUAAAUGACGUAACUGUGACCAUAGUAUACGAAAACUGACUCUAGGUUUCGCACUUUUUAUUUUCACUAAACAGUUUUGGGGGGGGGGGGAUUUGAAGUUAUUCUCUAAGAAAUGCAAGCACUAAAAACUAACUACAACCUCAAUUUGUAUUUUGUUGAAUAAUCUUAUCUUUUUUUCGCCGUCUGACAUCUUUUUUAACUACUUACCCUCCCGUGCAGUAAUUUGUCUUUCGUGAUAUUAUAUUCAAUCACUUUUUUAAAAUAGUGUCUAUUGCCUAAUUACCUUGUGUGUGAAUAUGAAUUAUAUUAUGUAUGUCCCAUGUCAUAAAAGGUUUUCUGUUCACAACAGCCACUUGCGUGUCUUUCUUGUGUUCCUGUUAAUUCCCUUUCAACACAUUCAGUUUGAAGUUCAUCACGUUUGAGCUUAAUAUCUUUGUUGGUAGGCCUACUUACUGUUUAUUGGCCCUGUAUUUGUUCUGUUAACGUAUCUUUGUACUGUAUUUGGGUUGGGGGCAAAUGACUGAAUGUUUUAUGAGGUAUUUGUUGCUUUUGUUGUAUUAACUUUCAAUAAAUAAUUACGUGCAUUUUCUAACACAAGUUAAUCUUGAAUGGAGGGGAGUUAUCAUCUUUAUCUUUGCCUUUCUCACACUGGAUCAGGGUACAGAUUAUGAACAAACACUUUCCACAGUUCCCAGUCCUUGGCUAGCUUCUUGACACUACUCAAUGGAGAGGAGUUAUAUUAGUGGUUAUUGUUUGAGAUUGGGGGGGGGGGUAGUUUUAAUGACCGUUCAGUUUAAUAACUGAAUGUCCUAAGAUGAUCUAUUUGACCCAAUUGUGAAGCAUAAAAUCCGCUUUUGUUCUUUUGGUGUUUUUUAUUCCUUUUUUUUUGGGGGGGGGGGUGGGUAUGUUAUGUUCUUGUACUUAGUGUUAGUAGAGGUUUUACGGCGCUCGUAACUGCAUAAGGUCUUUUGAGCGCUAGGAUGUUCUUGUUCUAUUUGGAGAUUGUAAUUUUUAUCGAAGAGAGGGGAGGGGAGGGAAGGGAUGCAUAGCCUGUCUGUACCGACAACAAACAACUUUCGUUUCAUUCUCUUCUGACACUCGAUGUGCUCAAAAGCAUAGCUAUACAUUGUACGUAGGUAAUGAACGGAAGUGACACAUUCUUGGAGUUCGGAGCCUCGUUUUCUCAGUGACUGGGUUACGUCCACAGCCACCAUGACUCGUUUUUUGGCAGCAAGCUUUGGCCCUCUAUUAAGCGUUGUAUCUGCAGCUGAAAAGGCGAAACCCAACGGUUGGGGGUCAAGGAUCGCGUGGAUGAACCUUGAUGAAGGCAUGGCUAAGGCUCAGGCGGAGAAGAAACCUUUGAUGUUAGUUAUCCACAAAAAGAAGUGCGCUGCGUGCUUCUAUCUCAGAAAGACGGUCUCCAGCAGCUCGGAGAUUCAGGCUUUGAGCAAGAGCUUCGUCAUGGUCAAUUUGGACUGGUUUGAAACACUUAGAGAAAAACAAUAUCAGCCUGAUGGCGAGUACCUACCCAGGAUCCUGUUUUUCGGACCGGAUGGUCAAGUGAUGUACGACAUUACGAACAGCCCUCAGGGACGACAUAAAUACAAUUACUCCAAAGAAGGGGACAUUGUAAAAAACAUGAAGAAGGUGUACGCUAUCGUGACAAGGGAAAACAAUUCAUGAGGUUUUAGAAAAAUAAAUUUAAGGUUAUCAUAAUUAUAGCUCUUCAAAUAAGAGAUCUGAAAA
Molecule: messenger RNA, 2002 nt
Organism: Aplysia californica (California sea hare)
Lineage: Eukaryota; Metazoa; Mollusca; Gastropoda; Aplysiida; Aplysiidae
Product: thioredoxin domain-containing protein 12
Exons: 2
Coding region: 1469-1939 (156 amino acids)
Cellular component (GO): endoplasmic reticulum
Source: RefSeq, a predicted model, not a curated record